UUCCCGAGGCCCCGCCCCCUCGGGCCUGCAGCCGGGCUUCGCGUCACGCACCUCCGCCCCUCCCGCAGCCUGGGCCCCGCGGGGCUCGGCUAGCGUGCGGGCUCGCUCGGCCUCUCCACCGGCGUCUGCGUACCCCACAGUCCGGGGUCGGCUCCUGCCCGCGGCGGCGGAUGGCGGCCUGAGGCCUUGCCCCGGGAGCCGCGCCUGCGCCCCACGCGAGGUAAGGCCCGAGGGACGGGCCGGUCGGAGACGUAGGUCGCCCAGGCCUCUCGAGAGGGGCGGCGGGGGCGCCUGCGGAGACGCCGGGCCCGGGGCGGCUGGACGCGUCCGUGUGCGUCGGGCCCGGAGGGGCGUGCGGGCCCAGGGCUAGCGGUCACGACGCCGGCCGGCGCGCACGGCCCACGUGCGCCAUCGCGCCCAAAGCCCGGGGUGCAGAGGCCCGCCCGCCUUUCUGCCGAGAGUAGCUUGUAAACGUUUACUGCGCUCGGCGCUGUGCGGGAGAGGUAAGGAGAGUGCGGAGACGGAGUCUGACAGCGCUGGGCGCCGCCCGGCCCCCGGGAGCAGGGGCGCGAGGCCGCGGGAAGGACGCCGCGCGUACUUCUCCUUCAGGAGCGCAGAGUCACCUGGCCGGACGGCUCCCACGAUCCCCCUUGAGGGCAGGAGGGCGGGGCGGGACCACCAGCCGAGGGGACCCCGCCUGUUUCCCUCCCCGUUAGAAAUCGUCCUUGGAGAAGAUGGAAGGGGAGAGGCGGCCGGCACCCUACCAGGGCCUGUUUGCGAACGGGCACCUGGUCCUGUGGACGCUGUGCUCCGUGCUGCUGCCCGUGUUCAUCACCUUCUGGUGCAGCCUCCAGCGUUCGCGCCGACAGCUGCUCCGCAGGGACAUCUUCCGCAAGAGCAAGCACGGGUGGCGCGACACGGACCUGUUCAGCCAGCCCACCUACUGCUGCGUGUGCGCGCAGCACAUUCUGCAGGGCGCUUUCUGCGACUGCUGCGGACUGCGCGUGGACGAGGGCUGCCUCAAGAAGGCCGACAAGCGCUUCCAGUGCAAGGAUGUCAUGCUCAAGAACGACGGCAGGGCCCCAGACGCCAUGCCCCAUCACUGGAUCCGGGGCAAUGUCCCCCUGUGCAGCUACUGUAUAGUUUGCAAGCAGCAGUGCGGCAGUCAACCCAAGCUCUGCGAUUACAGAUGCAUUUGGUGUCAGAAAAUAGUACAUGAUGAGUGCAUGAAAAACAGCAUAAAAAAUGAGAAGUGUGAUUUUGGAGAGUUCAAAAAUCUCAUCAUUCCACCAAGUUACUUAACCUCCAUUAAUCAGAUGCGUAAAGACAAAAAAACAGAUUAUGCAAUGCUCACCUCUAAACUUGGAAAACAGUGGACUCCAUUAAUAAUCCUGGCCAACUCUCGUAGUGGAACCAAUAUGGGAGAAGGACUACUGGGAGAAUUUAGGAUCCUCCUCAAUCCAGUCCAGGUUUUUGAUGUAACUAAAACUCCCCCUAUCAAAGCUCUGCAACUUUGUACUCUCCUUCCCUAUUACUCAGCCCGAGUACUUGUUUGUGGAGGGGAUGGCACUGUGGGCUGGGUCCUGGAUGCAGUUGAUGAAAUGAAGAUUAAGGGACAAGAAAAAUACAUUCCACAAGUUGCAGUCUUGCCUCUGGGAACAGGCAACGAUCUCUCCAAUACUUUGGGUUGGGGCACAGGUUAUGCGGGAGAAAUACCAGUCGCACAAGUCUUAAGAAAUGUGAUGGAAGCAGAUGGAAUUAAACUAGAUAGAUGGAAAGUUCAAGUAACAAAUAAAGGAUACUACAACUUAAGAAAACCCAAGGAAUUCACAAUGAACAACUACUUUUCUAUUGGACCUGAUGCACUCAUGGCUCUCAAUUUCCAUGCUCAUCGUGAGAAGGCACCAUCUCUGUUUUCCAGCAGAAUUCUUAAUAAGGCUGUUUACUUAUUCUAUGGAACCAAAGAUUGUUUAGUCCAAGAAUGUAAAGAUUUGAAUAAAAAAGUUGAGCUAGAACUGGAUGGUGAGCGAGUAGAGCUGCCUAAUUUGGAAGGUAUUAUAGUUCUGAACAUUGGCUACUGGGGCGGUGGCUGCAGACUGUGGGAAGGGAUGGGAGAUGAGACUUACCCUCUAGCCAGGCAUGAUGAUGGCUUACUAGAAGUCGUUGGAGUAUAUGGGUCUUUCCACUGUGCUCAGAUUCAGGUGAAACUGGCAAAUCCUUUUCGAAUAGGUCAAGCACAUACGGUGCGGCUGAUUUUGAAGUGCUCGAUGAUGCCAAUGCAGGUAGAUGGGGAGCCGUGGGCCCAAGGGCCCUGCACUGUCACCGUGACUCACAAGACACAUGCACUGAUGUUGUAUUUCUCUGGAGAACAAACAGAUGAUGAUAUCUCUAGUACUUCAGAUCAAGAGGACAUAAAGGAAACAAUAAAUGGAUGAGGGAGUGAAAAACGUAGUAUAGAAUCCUCACAAACAAGUAGAUACAUCAUUCCUCCAAAGGCAGACAUUCUCUAUCAACUAUUUAGUCUUAAUUUCACUAGAAGUAUAAUGGGUAUACAUAUAUGUAAAUAACAUUCCAAAAACAGCGAAACUUCCAGUUGUUUACAAAUGCCUGUUCUUCUUUCAGCAAAACACUUUGAUCGUAUAGUACUAACUUAAAAAAAAUCACAAAACAUACAUGAAGAUGAAAUGUUUUCCAUGGCUUUAUGUUUGAGAGUGGGACUGACUCACUGUGAAGUAUGCACUCUCAUUCCUUAUUCUUGAACCACGUACAUUUGAUGGAUACAUUAUACAUCCAACAAAAUUGGGAGGAAAAUCAUUUCUAUCUUAAUUUUUAAUAUGUUGAUGCCGCAACAUUUUAAAAGUUAACUUGAAAGGAGAUGGUGAAUGUCAAACCCACAUGGUUAAUGCCGGGCAUCCUUCAGCAGCAUGCCUCUUAAGAUUUUCUACAGCCUAGCACCAGGCGGAUCCAUACAUACCUAUUUCUGGGAAACUGAAAGGAGAAAUGUAAAAGAAAGACAAUACUUAAAACUGUCAGUAUAAUUUUUAUUUUAGGAGCAUUCUCAGACCCCUGAAUGAUGUUUACUAAUCCUAUUAAUGACCAUGUUGAGCUGAAAUUCAAUAUAGCCAAAAGAGAACCACAUAGGUUAAUGGAUCAAAAUUAGCAUUCAGAGCACUUUGGAUUCAAAGUUAUGGGUUCUGAGCUAGACAGUUCACCCAGCUUCUCUUUCAGUUAAAAACAAUUGAAAAAAAUGUACUAAAGAAAAUUUAAAUAUUCAGAUUAAUUGCUCAAAAAAAGUGCAAUGAUGAGUUUUAAAAUUUCAGUGGUCUUAACAGUAUUUUGAAGUAUGGUAGUCAAAAAUAUCCAAAGUACUUAACCGAAUUUCCCUUCGGGAAGUGGACAGAACCCUCUGCUAAAGUGUUAUUAUCAUAUUUACUUAAAAAUGAGAUCUAUUUUUUUUUACUUAUUUAUUUUCUUCAUUGUGGCAUACCUGUGUUUAGUGUUUACAAUUAUGGCUUUAUUAAGUUAAAUUGAUCACAAAUUGUGCUAGUCACAAUCAGAAAUGUAGUCUAUUGACUGAGUAAUUAAAACCUGUAAUUUAAUUCUGAUAAAUAUAUUAUCCAGAUAGUCUUCAUAAAGAUUGCUCAAUAUUUUUAAAGUAGGGGAGGUGGGGAAUGAAAGCACUGGCAACCUACUGAAAGUUUUGUUUCCCUGUUUUAUUUGACCCUCAAUUGCCAACAACUUACUGAAGGGCUAGUCUCCUGGUGACCCGUUAGAGGGCGCUCUUCUGUUAAUCAGGCUUUCUCCUUGGGUCUUGCACUUAGGCGGACGCCUGAGGCCUCCAGCCCGGUGUUUUUCUAACAAAUGGCAUGUUUGUGGACUUGGUGGUCUUUCAUGACAUUAAUCUCUGAAAGGCGAGAACAUAGCUCCCAAAACACCAUUAGCUCCUUAAGGAUCUUCGUGACUCUGUCAUUCAUGAAUUGCCAUAAACUUAAAUUUCACACACCUUCAGGACCAGUCCAUAUUUUGAAGGAACAGCUUAGUAGCAUAUACAGUUAGUCAGUACUUCUUAGGAAAUAUUUUUAAUUUUACUUAACCUCUUCCAGAUCUCAGCUGGAGAUGCUAAAUUCUAGUAUUGAAAGAUCUUGUGAGCAGAUCUGUUUUCACCUUAUUCACACACCUUUCAGGGUAGGUCACCUGCAGUGGUGGGAGACUUCUGUCAAGUUUCUUUUAUGGGCUGAUCAUGUUUUGAGUAUAAUGAGUUUUAUUCUUUAAUUCAUGGUCAAAACUGUUUCAGAUACCACAUUUUAUAAAUACACCGUUAAAUGCACUCUGCUUUAGGCUAUAUUUUUCUGUAAUUCAUAGUGCUAAUUUUAGAAUCAAAGUAAAUAGUUAAUUUGGAAUAUCAGAAUUAAUCAAAAUAACUAUAUAGUUUUUGUUAACACUAUAGUCUUAACCACAACAUUACAUUGGAUUUAGAAUAGGUUUAUGUACAAUAUCCUCAUUUAUUUAAACAAGUUGGUUUUUUAAUUUCCAUAAUCCAGUAAGGUCUUUUUCUCUAUUGAUCCUUCAUGAAGUUUUUCUGUUGCCUCAUUCUCUCAUUCAGACUUAGUUUUAUUUAGGUAAGUUAUUUCAGAAUACUAUAUCAUAAAACAUCUUAUUUUAGUAAAAUUCACUUCUUAGGCACAUUUACCCAGCAUUUCCAAUAAGUGUAUAGGCAUGUGCCUUGCUUUAAAGUAUAAUUUACAAGACACAUGUUUGCAAGUAAUAUAUUGUAGGAGUUGUUUACGUUACAAGGGAUUCUACACUUUGAAAGAAUAAUUUGCCACAGGAUUUUCCUGUUCCAUAUUAAACUGUCUUGAUUUGAAAAUAAUAAUAACUUCUACAUUCUCAGGAAGGAAUAUAUGAAGUAAAGCAUCUCUCCUGUCUGUUUUCAGAUUUCUCUCAUCUUCUACUGUCCUAAUACAUUCCUAACUCCUCAUAAAUUUAGUAGCUUAAAUACUGGCUUCCUGGCAGCUCUUACGGAUCCAUAAGUAAAUGGUGAUCAUUUUCAGUGCUUUGUUAUAGUUAAAAGAAUUCAAACUGACUUGUGUUUUAAAAUAUAGGUUGUCUAAUGGUGAGAUUACAUGAUCUUAAAUGCAUUUUAGGUUUUCUGCUACAAUUAUCUGUGAACCACUAAUGUAACUAAUGUUUAUAAAAUUUUAUAGUCAAAAUUAUUUAUUUUUAUUUUUUUAGGGUGUGUCAGAUGUGUAGUAUUUGUUUUUUGAAAUGUUUGCCUACUUAGAGUUGUAAAAUAUACUGUGAUGCAUAAGUUGUAAAGUCCUGUUUGCAUUGUAAAAAUGACUACUACCAGCACGUCAGAAGAAAAAUAGUUUGCAUUUGUAAUAUAAAGUAAAAUUGUAUUUGCUGUAUACUAUGGAAUUUUAAAUUUGCACUAACUAGAAAACUUUGAAGGCUACAUUAAUUUAGAUUCAUGUGGAUUCGAAUACAUAAUCUGUACUUACCUGGCCAAAAAGGUCAAUAGAAUGGGUAAUAAUUUUGUGUGGUUUUCCCUCAAAAUGGUAACAGUAAAGCAAGAACCAGCAUUUCAUAUUCAGAGUUUUUUUUCAAUUCUACCUAAUUUGGAUAUGGAAUGUGGUAUGUAGGUAGAUUUAUUUUUUUUAAUCUAGAAAUUUAAAAAAAUAAUAAUAAUGGUGUUACUCUACCCCAAUCUGAAUGAAGGUGUGUUUUCAGCAACACGAUAGGAGAGAUACUUUUAAAAAGUAUGCUCCUGCCUGUCUCAAAUUUUCCCUUUAAGGCCUGUGUCCUGUUUCUUAGAGCGUGACCUGCAUGCUGUCUGCAGCACCACAGUCACCCAGGGAGCUGGUUGCCAUUAUGGAUGCCUAAGCCCAGCCCGUGGCUUUGUGAAUCAGUGUCUCUGGAAGUGGGACAUGGACAUCUCUGGUUUUAUUAACAAGCACGUCAGGUGCUUCUGAUGCACACUGAAAUUUUAAAGCUACUGUUCUGCACCUCAUGUGUUCACCAGGGAUUUUGCCAGAUAGAUACCAUGCAGAAAAAUUGAAUUAACUGGAUGUUCUUAAAAUUGUCCUUCACUAACUGCUUUCUUCCUCCAAAAUCAUUCUGGUAAAGGACCUCUAUGAAGACUUGCUCAUAUCCUAUCCAAACUGAUGUGUCUGUCUAAACUCUUCCAUAAAAAUUGGUAGCCUCAGAUUCUUACAUGGAACUGUAGGUUUUGGACAGUAACCCAUGGAGUCUUGAGAACAAGCAGUGCUUCAGGGCCAGGGGCGGGGACCCUGUCAGGGGCCUGCUUUCUCUUCAGUCAGUGCCCCGCCCCCACCCUGGAGUGCUGCUUCAGAUAAGAUUGCAGUAGAUAAACCACUUCCUCUUUAAAAAAAAAAAGAUUCCACUAUUUUUAUUAAGGAUUUAGAGGCCACUACUCUAACAAAUGUCACCUGGUUAAUUUUCUGCUGAUUUUUACAUAUUCAGAAAACUGAUGUUUUUUGGUGAAAUAAUUUGGAGGUCUCAGUUGUCGCUGCUUGGAAUAUGGGCACUUGGCUAUUUCACAACUUUUAAAGGUAUUUUAUUGCAUAAUAAAGCACUGAUGUACCUCUGUUUCUCAUGUUUCUAAUUUUAGCAUAGAAAUAGUGUCUGUAUCUGAUUAACUCUAGUUGCAUAAGUAAAUACACACAAACACACACACAUAUUUUGCCCCCAUGACCCCAACUGUGUAGUCUGCAUGAAGCUUGCAGGUCUCAUGUACAUUCCAGGGUUCUGGAGAAAGAAUCAGAGAAUGCCACCCUUUAACACAGAACUUGACAAGACUUAAAUGAAAGUAUUCAAUUUAGUCAUCUGCAGAAGUGUCUGAAAAAAAUAAGUCAUAUGGAAGCUCUUGCUGAUAUUAGACCUAGGACACUCCAUCUCUACAAGGAUGCCCUGGGCUACCUCACCUUUAAGGAAAGUGUCAAAGCAAAAUGCACUUAACAGAAGAUAAACUAUAGGAUAUUUCUAUCAUAUGGUAAUUUUUGGUGAUUGACAUGAAAGGUUAAAAAGGGAGAGUU
Molecule: messenger RNA, 7055 nt
Organism: Manis pentadactyla (Chinese pangolin)
Lineage: Eukaryota; Metazoa; Chordata; Mammalia; Pholidota; Manidae
Gene: DGKE
Product: diacylglycerol kinase epsilon
Exons: 11
Coding region: 735-2435 (566 amino acids)
Molecular function (GO): ATP-dependent diacylglycerol kinase activity
Source: RefSeq, a predicted model, not a curated record